This is a messenger RNA of Drosophila miranda, 236 nucleotides long. Its product is annotated as immune-induced peptide 14. Lineage: Eukaryota; Metazoa; Arthropoda; Insecta; Diptera; Drosophilidae. The transcript is spliced from 2 exons. Bases 46 to 186 code for a protein of 46 amino acids. The record is from RefSeq and is a predicted model, not a curated record.
CCAGUGUCGGAUAAUCAUUGUAGAACCAGAUUGUACAGCUUAAACAUGAACUGCCUGAAGAUCUGCGGCUUUGUAUUUGCUCUAAUUGCGGCCCUUACGACGGCGGAGGCUGCUACCCAAGUGCUGAACGCUGGCGGCCAUACCCUCAUCCAAACGGACCGUACUCAGUACAUACGCAAAAACUAAAUGGAACUAAUGAAAUAACACAAAUAAAUAGUACUUAAAUAUGUGAAACA